GUCUCGGCGCUGGGUGGGCACCUGUCGUGAGUGGCUCCGGGCGUGGCUGCUCGUCGGACGUUCAGUUUCUGAAAGGCGUUUGGCAAGACUGGCGUGACAAAGGUGGCCCUGAGGUGUCUGGAGAGCCGGGACAAUGAUGAUCACUGAGUGAGUGGCACUGGGCUGAACCCGGGCCAUCUGUUGACUGACAGAAAGGGAUGCUAGCAGUUAGAAAGGUGAGGAGGAAACUCAGGAUGGGGACCAUCUGCUCUCCCAACCCCAGCGGGACAAAGGCAUCAUCGGAGGUCUGCAAUGCCGACUGGAUGGCCUCGCUCCCCCCUCACCUCCACAACGUUCCCCUUUCUCAUCUGGCAAUCCCAGGAUCCCAUGAUUCAUUCAGCUACUGGGUAGAUGAGAAGUCUCCAGUGGGACCUGACCAAACCCCAGCUAUCAAACGCCUGGCCAGGAUCUCCUUGGUAAAGAAGCUAAUGAAGAAAUGGUCUGUGACUCAGAACCUAACGUUCCGGGAACAGCUAGAAGCUGGAAUUCGCUACUUUGAUCUCCGUGUGUCUUCCAAACCAGGGGAUGGCGACCAGGAAAUCUACUUCAUUCACGGGCUCUUUGGCAUAAAAGUCUGGGAUGGGUUGAUGGAGAUUGACUUGUUUCUUACACAGCACCCUCAAGAGAUUGUCUUCCUGGAUUUUAACCACUUCUACGCUAUGGAUGAGGCCCACCACAAAUGCCUGGUUCUCCGGAUCCAGGAGGCCUUUGGAAACAAGCUGUGCUCAGCCUGUAGUGUGGAGAGUAUGACACUUCAAAGCCUGUGGGAGAACAAGUGCCAGGUUCUUGUUUUCUAUCACUGUCCCUUCUACAAGCAAUACCCCUUCCUGUGGCCAGGGAAGAAGAUUCCAGCCCCCUGGGCAAACACCACAAGUGUGCGCAAACUGAUCCUCUUCUUGGAGACCACUCUGAGUGAGCGGGCCCCCCAAGGCUCCUUCCAUGUCUCUCAAGCGAUUCUGACUCCAAGAGCAAAGACCAUUGCCCGGGGCCUAGUUGGUGGCCUCAAGAACACCCUGGUUCAUAGGAAUCUUCCUGCCAUCCUGGACUGGGUGAAAACUCAGAAGCCUGGUGCCAUGGGUGUCAACAUCAUUACAUCUGAUUUUGUUGACCUAGUGGACUUUGCCACAACCGUCAUCGAGUUGAAUGAUCUCCUGCAGGAGAAUAGAGCUUUGGCUAAAUGCUGAUUUAAUUUCUUAUUUCACUUAACGUUGAAUUUGUUGAUCCAGGGUAGAGUUCCGAAGGGUUUCCUGUUAGGAUGGCCCCUGGGCGGUGAUGGUGUAAUAAGAAGAGGAGGGAAUUUUUUUUCCCCUUCUCAUAGGGCCAUUGGAUAAAAUUAUAGGCCUUUUAAUUGCAUUUUUUUUCCAAAUGAGACUUUUAAAUAACCUAAGUCCAAGGGAAGAAAACAUGUUUCAUGUGAUCAAGGUCAGAAUAUACCCAAUGGCUCUUGAUGCUGAAUGUAAUAUGGAAGUGGGGUCUCCAAGUCCCAUUGGGGUAUUGAAUAUCCCCUGAUUAACCCAGUUCUCUGUUGGCAUCCCUGUUUGAGCCCAUGAGAAGGCUGAACCAGAAAGGCAUUCCUGAGCAAAAGAAGGAUUCAUUGCUGGUGUAGACAGCCUUUAUGGGGUGGUUCAUAUACCAGCCUGGAGCUCUGAAGAGAGGAUUGACCAAGGUCUGGUUCUCUCUAGGAUGUUGAAUGUCACCACUUCUUCCCUGAGAGAUUUAUUUAUCACUAAAGUAUUUCAACCUCAAGCUGUUCUUACGCAGCUUGUGCCGGUAACUGUUCACUUUCAUUCUUUAGAUAAACAGUGCAUACUGUCCUCAGUGUCAGAAAUGUGUUUCCCAGUUAGAAAACACUAAUUCCUCCCUAUUUCUUUUGGCCCUUUCUUGUAACUGAAAGGAACAAAGAUAGAACUUUUUGGUGUGGGCCCAAUAAGAGAUAGACAUGCAUGUUUGUUGCAUGCCAGAUUUCUUUGACUUAAUUCUGUAGCUUUCCCCAAAAUGACUGCUAGGUAAGCACAUGCAUCAUUUUGGCAAAGUCCUCUCCGAAGUGGGAUCUUCAAGCCAGAUUUUGGAAUGACAUGCCAUUUUUGUCUGCCUUGGACUCAGACCUGGGCUGAUGGAAGGCAUCAAGUCCAUGACACCAUGAAGGCAGACACAGAAUGCAUGGGAAAGUGCAAUGGAUUAAGAGUAAGCUCCAAGUGGGUUUGGAGCCAUUCUGUAAUUCUUUGAAAACAAGACUACCUCGGGGACGUUUAAGAUGACUUGUGUGUCAUCAGGAAUACCCAGUGUUGGAACAUUUCCAGUUCGUGUCUUGAUUGUUCUGCUUUCAGCAGGUUGUUCUGAGCCUACUAAUCACCACUGCAUGAGGGCUUUGAAACUCAAUAGGAGCUUUUUUUUUUUUAUUGAUAAGAGGUGCUUAGCUAUAAAAAGCCCUCUUGUUUUAUUUAUUUAUUUAUUCAUUUAUUUAUUUAUGGAUUAAUUCUCCUCAGUGCUUCUUACCUCAAGAGCACUCACAAAGGAGCUUCCUGAACCUUUCUCACCCAAGUCAGAUGCUGCCACGGUCUUCCUCCCAACUGGACCAUGUAUCUCAGGACUGUGAGUGACCUCUGGCUCUGCUGUAGAUGUCCUGGCUCUCUCCCUCGUGCCAGGGACUCAUUCAUGUGUGGGUGCAGUCCAGAUCUGAGACGCUACUACCAAGCCAUGCGCUGGGACAGAAGAUGAAAUGGGUCACGAAAAGACUCUCAGUUCUUAAGGAAGACCCUCCAGAAAAUGUUUGAAUUAGAAAGAAAACUAGACUUAGAAGUGUGUGCACUUCACUGGUCCUCAGAACUGUCAGAAUCCCAAAGAAGUGUCAACUUCUGAAUUCUUAAGGAGGAAAGAUAAUCAUGGGAUUUCUGAUGGUUGUGUGUACUUACAAGACCAUUGGACCACCUCCCUGCAGCUUUGCUUUCCUCUUCUUACACAUCAUAGAUAAAUUUUGCACGUCGCCCACAGUGGCAGGUGUCAUUGGUGAGCUGCUAAGAGCAUGUGCACACCCCCAACUCUUGGUCUUCCAGCCUUGACUUCUGUAAUGAAAGCCCCGACCUUUGGCUUCCACAGCUUGAAGUCACAGGACAAACAUCUCAAAGAAAAACUGGUUCAACUUUCCCUUUCUUGAACUUGAACUCCUCCCCAAAGUGGUUUCUGGGAUUUGAUUAUUAACUUUAAGGCUUUCCCUGGAAAGGAGUGAGAAAGUGAAUGCCCUCACUUUCUCAAUUUUCUUUCAGUCCUGAUAUUAAACUCCAGUGACAAACUCUGAACCCCCUGGGUUCAGGGUUUUGUUUGUAUUGUGAUUGGUUCACUUGGGUCUUGUUUUUAAUUCUUCAUCACUUGCCAGGGACCAGAUCAUUUCUCUUCUUUACACUACUUGUUGCUUGGCAGAGAUUUAAAGAGGCCAGAGAGCGUUAUUCUGUUGUCUUACUUGAGCCUCAGCUUCGUCCAGGUGCUUGGUGCUGAGAUGCCAGGUGUGCUGACAGGAUGCCGGUGACACCCAAGGGCUGCUGACACUCAGAAAUGUUUACUUGAUUUUCUCCUUCAGUUUUAAAAUAUGAAGUUACACUUCUUUUGGGUUGGAACAUUAAGUGCACAACAGCGUUGACAGGAGAAAUGCCACAAAGCUUGCCGCACAGCACAGAACAGGGAGCCAUGGAGGCAUGCUGGGAGUCCUGCCCCAGGCAACAAGUGCGAACCAUGCCCGCUCCUUCCUGUUGCUUUGGGUCACUGGGCUGGCUGGCACUUUGAAAUUCAGCACAGUUGUUCUGGAAGGCCAUGGGAAGAUUAUUUACAAUUCACUCUUGAAUUAGCAGAACCUCUGCUCCAAGAAAGAGUUGCUUGACCUAUUGUAAAGAAUAUGUGCGUUCUGCUCCUUGACCUCAGGCCAGGUGAGAGAACUGUGUGAUGGGACAGAGGGGAAAUAGACUUAUUCUGAAACUGCCAACAAUAAAAAUGGCGGCCCAGCCACAUCACUAUUCUCGCAAGUUCUAGGGACAUUUCAGAUCAAACAAGGUUAUCAGACUUGCUCAGAAUUAACUUUGAGAUCACCUAAUAAUCUAUUUGAUUGAGCCAAAGAGGACCUCAGUUUCAUAGGAGACUGAGUUUUUUCAUGAACUCUUUGCACCAUUUGCCACUAGCCACAUUUCCCUGGCUUUGUGGCAAAGGGAACCCUCCAAGGUUUCCCUGAGAUUAGAGUGUUGUUUAAAGGCUUGCACUUGGAGCUUGUUAGAGAUACCACUGUGGUUUUAUGAGUACAGAAGAUAAUCUUAGGAUUGGAGAGAGAGGUCAAGAUGGAAUUGGUUGAAGGGAAUGAUAAAUUAUUAGAAUAAAAUUUUUAAUUAAUGACAGAUCUAAAAGGAUCAUGCAAAAAUUAUAUAUAUAUAUGUAUGCUGUAUCAAACUGUAUAGUAAUUAAGUUUAGUUUUUUUCCUUAGUGCUGAGCUCAGGUCCCUGAAUUCUUGAGAACAGUAAAGUCAGAGUCCAAACCCAGGAUCUUAUAUAAAUUCAAAGAAAAGCACAAGAUCUAAGCCCAAGUAAUGAUUGAUGUUAAGAAUCCUACUUCUUUCGUGAAUUCAUAUUCAAUUCAUGAAGUGUACAUUUCUGUUCAAGAAGACAAUGUAGUGGAACAUUCUGGAAUUAAAUACAGUUUUGUAGACUUGUCAGGAUUUUGUAAAUCUUACCAAGAAAGUGCUCCCCAAAGAGACAUUAUUAUAGACCAGCUAGAAGGCUUGGCACUAAACUAAAGGCAGAGAAACAAGGAAUUAAGACUGAAAUAAAACAGCCUCUUUUCUGGGAAGGAGAAGGAGCUACACAAAUCCAGGCCAUCUUACAGAUUUAGUUCAUGCCGCAGUUGAAGUUUUUGUGAUAUUCUUGAUUGCUUGACUGCAGACUUUUCCUGUUAAGUUCUGGAAAAUAGAACCAACUGAUUAAUGAAUGGGGCACAACCCUGAGACUCCCUCCUCUUGGCUGUGAGAGUGGUCCUGUGCUCUGUCUGCCUUGAUCCUUUCAUCUGGAGUAAAGAUGCUGCCUGCUGCUUUAGUGCUGAGUAUUUCUGCAAACCUUGCUCAACUAGCUCCCCAAAUUACCAGGUUGCUUAUUUGAGGUUAAAUGUCUUCUCCCCCAGGUUCACGGCUGUGGUGGUUCUUUCUUGUGUGGCACGUGUGGUGAAAUUCUACUUGUGCUCAUUUCUUAAAUGUGGUGUAGGAUGACAAGACGAGUGUGACAGAGGUGCCUUUAGUGGUCAAUAUAAUGAGGCAAGUUAUGCAGAAAGAAACCUGCUGAUAAGUGUGUGUUCCUAAGAGGUGAGCCUUUCCAGUAUGGGCUGAAUAGUCAGGUUAUGCCAAGAGGAAACAGGUAGAAACUGAUAAUAUCAAAUUCCACACUGACAGGAAGUUUUUUUUGUGUGGCAUAGUACAUGGCUGUCCUAGUCUCACUGACUCUCCAGCAGCUGCCUUGUGGUCACCAGCAUGGUUCUACGACUCGCCAGUGUUGCCGUGGAACACACGGGAGAAAACUGAUUGGAUGAUAAGGGAUUUAGCUGGAAACUUUUCCCUUAACUCCAAAUGAUGUCGAACAGCUCUUUACUGCCCCAAGAGACCCACUAUCUCUUUAUCCUCCGUGUUCUCCAGAUUCCCGCUAGAAAUUGUGACACCAGUGCUGCUAAAUCUCUGAAUUGGCCCUAACCUUUGAGAACUGCACACAAUGCUAUUAACAUUGAACUGCACACAAUGAUAUAACACAGUCUCAAGACACUGUAGAAAUAUUCUAAGAUCAUCUUUUGACCUACAGUGGAUAUCAUAUUCUAGUCUUUUCUCUGAUGAACUUAAUUUUAGGACUUUUCAAACUAAUUUCAAAGGCACAUAAUUUGAAAAAAAAAUACUCUGUUUCUGGAAAUUGAAUUCAAUCCCAUAGUCUAUUGAUGUUUCAAUAGAAACAUCAAUAGUCAAGAGAUAUUUUCUAUCUCAACCUGUCUCAUCUCCUCCAUAGAGUCACACUUCUCUUAUCUUCUGGCCACCCACUAUCAACUGCUGGUUGCUGUUAGUCACAGGAUACUGGCAAAACUUACUGUAAAAGGCACACACAUUCAGUGAUGUUCAGGCACAUUCUUAUCACAGUGCUAUUUGCUCCUUACUCUUCUCAAAUGCAUUAUUCUGCCCCCUCUCUCACCCAGUCACUGGAACUAUGCCUAAGCUUGGGGCCAGUUCUUCAUUCAAAUAGCAGGGUCUUGUUCCCAAGCUUUGAGCCCAAUGGAAGCACAGCACUUUGAAAAGUCAAAUAGGCCUUUAUUAGCUCUGUGUAUUUGCAGGUUUACAAUUGUUGAUAGUUUAUAGCACUAAUAACACUCAGUCAUGAAUGCAUAUACCUAUAUGAUAAAUCUUAAAACAUAUUCUAGGCACAGUGGUCCCUUGCUAUUAUACUAAUUUACAACCUAAUAUUAAUACAUAUUACAUGCAAAUUGUGAUGCAUUAUUUGUAUUGUGUAUAUGCCAACUGUAAUACUUGACCUCACUGAUCAGCAAUUUGAAAAUACUGAGUUUGUCAUAGUGAAAAUAAGUCUUGGUCAACUCAGAUGAUACAUGAAUCUGAUAAAUGCUCUGUUAGAUAUUAUAUUUUGUCUUCUGUGCUUGUUUUAUAUUACAGUGCAUGCUGUUUGCUAAAUUAGAAUUUAAAAUAACAAAUUUUAAGGUUAGAAAAUUUUGCAUAUAUGAUACUUGAUACUCUGAAAUGUAUUUUGUGACUUAAUUAUCUUGUUCAUGUACAUUUCACUUGAUAUUUUCCAUCCCUAAAAAAAUAAUUGUGCAGAUAUCUCUCUCUUUCUUUCUUGUUACCUGGAUUAAACUGCUUAAUUCAACUUAAAACAUUGUAAAGCCAGAUUACCUCAUUUUAACUGUGAAAAAAGUUCAAUAGAUAUGACAUUGAUGUCUUUUCUUGUAUUUACUUGGAACUACCUAAGUGGAAUUAAACCUAAUAAUAAAUAUAAGGAUUAAACCUAAUAAUAAAUACAAGAUGUU
This is a messenger RNA of Talpa occidentalis (Iberian mole), 7077 nucleotides long. It is a transcript of the gene PLCXD2, whose product is annotated as phosphatidylinositol specific phospholipase C X domain containing 2. Gene Ontology annotation, molecular function: phosphoric diester hydrolase activity. Gene Ontology annotation, biological process: lipid metabolic process. NCBI's taxonomy places the organism in Eukaryota, Metazoa, Chordata, Mammalia, Eulipotyphla, Talpidae. The record is from RefSeq and is a predicted model, not a curated record. The transcript is spliced from 5 exons. The coding region runs from base 198 to 1223 and encodes 341 amino acids.